ACUCAGAAAGAGGGCAUCUCUUCUGAGCGGAGACUCAGAAAGGAGCGGACCUGGGGAGGAGGCGAGCCGAGGCACCGCACCAGCCCCGUUCAUGAACUUGCUGGAAACCAGAGUGAGAAAACAACUUCAUGGCUGAAUGACUUGUGCAUCCCUUUUUUUGUCUUUUUUUUCUCUUCUUAUUCUCUGGGAAUCUUGUCGACUUUUGCACUCCAGCUUUUUGCAGUUUUGCGCUCCACUUUUGAAUUGAACGAGAUCUAGAUCUGCGCUUGGGUGGACGUCUUUUUGGCGGACAUGGAUAUCCAUAUAAAGUGGAAAAGAAAACGUCGGAUUAGAGACUUGCCCCUGGCGAUAGCGAUUAUUGUGGCAUGUAUCAUUCCGCAAGCCAGCUCAGUGGAACCCGCAGAUCUCUUGAAGAUAUUAGAGUUUCAGAAUUUACCCGAAGGUGUAACGAAAACGACAGGGUUUUGUCCACACAGAAGAUCUUCCAAAGGACCUGAUGUGGCUUAUAGAGUAUCGAAGGAGGCCCAGCUGAGUGCACCCACCAAGCAGCUUUAUCCUGAUUCAUCUUUUCCUGAGGACUUCUCCAUUUUGACCACUGUGAAGCCAAAGAAGGGCAGUCAGUCAUUCCUCCUGUCCAUUUACAAUGAGCAAGGCAUCCAGCAGAUUGGCAUGGAAAUGGGCCGCUCGCCGGUGUUCCUCUAUGAGGACCAUAUGGGUAAACCUGGCCCAGAGGACUACCCGCUCUUCAGGGGCAUAAACCUGGCUGAUGGGAAGUGGCAUCGUGUAGCUAUCAGUGUUCACAAGAAAACCGUCACCUUGGUGGUAGACUGUAAGAAGAAGAUGACAAAGACGCUGGACAGGAGCGCCCACCCGAUUAUUGACACCAAGGGCAUUCUCGUGUUUGGCACCAGAAUACUCGAUGAAGAAGUUUUUGAGGGUGAUAUUCAACAGUUAUUGAUCGUUCCCGACCACCGAGCAGCCAAUGAUUACUGCGAGCACUACAGCCCGGACUGUGAAACUCCUGUCCCAGAGUCGGUGCAGUCUCAAGACCCAAACACUGAUGAAUAUUAUACCGAAGAAGAUAACUACUACUAUGAAUACCCUUAUUAUGAGGACCCAAAGACUGAGAGCAAGACAGUCACCGCAGCACCGAAACUCGAAGAAACAGCUGAACCCGAUGUUGAAAUCCCCGAGGAAGUUGUGUAUGACCCCAUAGAAGAAGAAGUCACUCUAGCUCCUACAAAAGAGCCCGACCCAUCUGAACUUGAGAAACCUGAGGAGGAAAUCUAUGAAGGAACAGUCACUCCAGAGGGCAAUUAUGACUAUGAAACAUACGAUGAGGAUUUCUACAAGACCAUCGACUCUAAAACAGAACUAGAUGGGACUGAGAGCCCAAAUGUAGAUGUACACACGGAAAUCAACUUAGGAGGAGGAGGAGGAGGAGGAGGAGGACGUGGGGUAGGAGGAGGCGCGAGGGUUUCCAAUGUGGACACUAUUACUACCUUGGAUGGGGGCUCAAAUGUGGAUCUGGGAACAAGGAUCGGUGGAGGCUCAAAUGUGGAUAUUCUGACUCGGCUAGAUGGGGGAGCAAAUGUGGACUUGGGGGCAAGAGUGGACGGGAGUGCUACUGUAGGGGUGGGUUCAAAUCUGGAUAUCAUAACUCGGCUUGGUGGGGGCGCCAAUGUGGACUUGGGGACAGGAGUAGGAGGUGGCAGUGCUAAUGUGGACCUGGGAACACGAAUCGGAGGCGGUGGCGGUGCUGGUGUGGACCUGGGAACACGAAUCGGAGGCGGUGGCGGUGCUGGUGUGGACCUGGGAACACGAGUAGGAGGCGGUGGCGGUGCUGGUGUGGACCUGGGAACACGAAUCGGAGGCGGCUCCAGCAUAGACCGGAACAUAAGAAUUGAAGGGGAAGAAACGGAAGACCUGGAUUCUGAAGACAUCCAUACCUCGACAGUCAUCAUCUCACGAAACAGGACUCACGGAGGAGGCAGCAGAGCAGGACAAGGAGAAGACACAGAUGACUUCACAGAAGAAACCAUUGAUGACUUGAAGGACUACAACGAGGAAUAUGAUUACUUUGAUUUGGGUAAAGGUGAUGAAGAAGUUUUUGGCCCAGGUUCACCUGCAGAGACUAAUCCCGACUAUGUGGCGACUGGCGGUUUGAAGGGGGAGAAGGGUCAGAAAGGAGAGCCGGCCAUAAUCGAACCGGGAAUGCUGGUUGAAGGUCCUCCAGGUCCUGAAGGCCCAGCUGGUCUUCCAGGCCCCAUUGGUCCAACAGGCUCUGCGGGUAUUCCUGGAGAUCCAGGCGACAGAGGCCCACCAGGCAGACCGGGUCUCCCAGGAGCAGAUGGAUUGGCAGGACCCCCAGGGACUGUCCUCAUGCUGCCUUUCCGCUUCAGUGCUGGAGGAGAUGCCGGACAGAAAGGACCUGCCGUGUCUGCACAGGAAGCCCAGAUGCAAGCCAUCAUGCAGCAAGCCAGACUCGCCAUGAGAGGCCCAACAGGCCCGAUGGGUCUUACUGGAAGGCCAGGUCCUCUGGGUCCUCCGGGUGUGCCAGGACAGAAGGGUGAAUCUGGAGACAGCGGCCCACAGGGUCCCCGUGGUCCCCAAGGCCCUCCAGGUCCUUCAGGAAAAGCCGGGCGCAGGGGACGCGCUGGUUCUGAUGGUGCUCGAGGAAUGCCCGGUCAAACUGGAACCAAGGGUGACCGAGGGUUUGAUGGUCUUGCUGGUUUGCCUGGUGAAAAGGGCCACAGGGGUGAAUCAGGCCCACCCGGCCCGCCCGGGCCUCCAGGAGACGACGGAGAAAGGGGAGAUGAUGGAGAGGUUGGACCAAGAGGAUUGCCAGGUGAACCAGGACCCCGUGGACUGUUAGGGCCUAAAGGACCCCCCGGACCUACUGGCUCACCUGGUGUAACUGGUUCUGAUGGUCAGCCAGGUCCCAAAGGCAAUGUGGGUCCUCAAGGGGAGCCAGGCCCACCGGGUCAGCAGGGAAAUCCCGGAGCUCAGGGACUUCCAGGUCCUCAAGGUCCCAUCGGCCCACCGGGAGAAAAGGGUCCAUUUGGUAAGCCUGGUCUCCCUGGUAUGCCUGGAGCAGAUGGUCCUCCGGGUCAUCCUGGUAAAGAAGGUCCUUCCGGCGAGAAAGGGAAUGUUGGACCAGCUGGCCCACAAGGUCCUAUUGGAUAUCCAGGACCCCGAGGAGUAAAGGGUGCUGAUGGCGUCCGAGGCUUGAAGGGAAACAAAGGUGAAAAGGGAGAAGAUGGCUUCCCAGGAUUCAAGGGUGACAUGGGAAUAAAAGGGGACAGGGGUGAACUUGGUGCUGCUGGUCCACGGGGAGAAGAUGGCCCUGAAGGACCAAAGGGGCGGAGUGGCCUACCGGGUGAUGCAGGACCUCUGGGUCCUUCUGGAGAGAAGGGUAAACUUGGUGUUCCAGGCCUCCCCGGCUAUCCAGGACGACAGGGUCCAAAGGGAUCUCAGGGCUUCCAAGGUUUUCCAGGAGCUAACGGUGAAAAAGGAGGAAGGGGUACUGCUGGCAAGCCAGGACCAAGGGGACAGAGAGGUCCCACUGGUCCUCGUGGAGAAAGAGGUGCAAGAGGUCCCACUGGAAAGCCUGGGCCUAAGGGAAACUCAGGAGGUGAUGGCCCACCCGGUCCUCCCGGUGAAAGGGGGCUUCCUGGACCUCAAGGACCCACUGGAUUCCCUGGCCCUAAAGGUCCUCCUGGCCCUGCAGGAAAAGAUGGACUUCCUGGACACCCUGGCCAAAGAGGUGAAACGGGUUUCCAAGGCAAAACCGGACCUCCUGGCCCUCCCGGUGUCGUUGGACCCCAGGGCCCCACAGGGGAGACUGGACCAAUGGGAGAGCGAGGACAUCCAGGACCUCCUGGCCCACCUGGUGAACAGGGCCUUCCAGGACCUGCUGGAAAAGAAGGAUCAAAGGGAGACCCUGGGCCUCCUGGUCCAACCGGAAAAGAUGGCCCACCUGGUCUAAGAGGGUUCCCUGGCGACAGAGGCCUCCCUGGCACACAAGGAGCAGCUGGAUUGAAAGGCAAUGAGGGACCCAGUGGACCACCAGGCCCAGCUGGUUCACCUGGUGAGAGGGGAGCUGUUGGUCUAGCCGGUCCCAUCGGUCUCCCUGGCAGACCUGGACCCCAAGGCCCACCAGGCCCAGCUGGAGAGAAAGGUGCUCCGGGUGAGAAAGGCCCACAAGGUCCUGCUGGACGAGAUGGAAUCCAAGGACCAGUAGGCCUCCCUGGGCCAGCUGGACCUCCAGGACCUCCUGGUGAAGAUGGAGACAAGGGUGAGAUUGGGGAACCCGGACAGAAAGGAAGCAAAGGUGACAAGGGUGAGCAGGGUCCUCCUGGUCCUACUGGUCCCCAGGGUCCUAUCGGACAGCCCGGCCCAGCUGGAGCUGAUGGAGAGCCAGGACCACGUGGACAACAGGGUCUCUUUGGUCAGAAAGGUGAUGAAGGUCCUCGAGGUUUUCCUGGGCCACCUGGUCCAGUUGGCCAGCAGGGUUUACCUGGUCCCCCUGGUGAGAAGGGUGAAACUGGUGACGUUGGUCAAAUGGGCCCACCUGGUCCUCCUGGACCAAGAGGUCCUUCAGGCCCACCCGGAGCAGACGGCCCUCAAGGACCCCCUGGAGGCAUUGGAAACCCAGGCGCUGUUGGUGAGAAGGGUGACUCUGGUGAAGCUGGUGAACCUGGACCACCUGGCGAAGUGGGACCUCCAGGUCCAAGAGGAGAGAGGGGAGAGAAAGGGGAAGCCGGUCCACCUGGUUCAGCAGGUCCACCUGGUCCUAAAGGCCCUCCAGGAGACGAUGGGCCAAAAGGCAGCCCUGGUCCAGUUGGCUUCCCCGGAGACCCAGGACCCCCAGGAGAACCUGGCCAGCCAGGUCAAGAUGGUCCCACUGGUGACAAGGGUGAAGACGGCGAAGCAGGACAACCUGGGUCACCUGGUCCUACUGGCGAGUCUGGGCCUUCAGGCCCUCCAGGAAAACGAGGUCCUCCUGGUGCUGCAGGUCCAGAGGGCAGACAGGGUGAAAAAGGUGCAAAGGGUGAACCUGGCCUGGAAGGUCCACAAGGAAAGACCGGUCCAGUUGGUCCACAAGGAGCUCCAGGAAAGACAGGCUCCGAGGGUCUCAGAGGAAUCCCGGGUCCAGUGGGUGAACAAGGACUUCCAGGAUCUCCAGGCCCAGAUGGUCCUCCUGGCCCAAUGGGACCUCCUGGAUUACCAGGCCUGAAGGGCGACUCAGGAUUGAAGGGCGAAAAGGGUCACCCCGGCCUAAUUGGAAUGAUUGGGCCUUCUGGAGAGCAGGGUGAGAAGGGUGACCGAGGUCUUCCGGGCCCUCAGGGCUCUCAUGGUCCAAAGGGAGAUUCUGGCAUUGCUGGUCCUGCUGGUCCACUUGGCCCACCAGGCCCCCCUGGACUGCCGGGUCCACCCGGUCCUAAAGGUGCUAAGGGUUCAUCGGGUCAAACAGGCCCCAAGGGUGAAACGGGAGUGCCCGGACCUCCAGGUCCUGCGGGGCCUCCCGGUGAUGUCAUUCAUCCGCUGCCCAUCCAAUCAUCCAAGCGAAGCAAGCGUAACAUUGAUGCCAGCCAGCUGAUGGAUGAAGGCAACUCUGAAAAUUACAUGGACUAUGCAGAUGGCAUGGAGGAAAUCUUUGGCUCUCUCAACUCUCUGAAGCUGGAAAUUGAACAAAUGAAACAUCCCUUGGGUACUCAGAACAACCCGGCGCGCACGUGCAAGGACCUGCAGCUGUGCCACCCAGACUUCCCAGACGGUGAAUACUGGAUCGACCCCAACCAGGGCUGCUCCCGAGAUUCCUUCAAGGUGUAUUGUAACUUCACAGCUGGAGGAGAGAGCUGCAUCUAUCCAGACAAGAAGUCCGAAGGAAAUAAAAUGGCCCGUUGGCCCAAAGAGCGGCCCAAUACUUGGUAUAGUCAGUACAAGCGGGGCUCAUUGCUGUCAUAUGUGGAUUCAGAUGGCAACCCAAUCGGAGUCGUGCAGAUGACCUUCCUCAGACUUCUGAGUGCUUCGGCCCGCCAGAACUUCACCUAUAACUGCUACCAGUCUGUGGCCUGGCAUGAUGCCACUCUGGAUAACUACGACAAAGCCAUUCGCUUCCUGGGAUCAAACGAUGAGGAGAUGUCCUACGACAACAAUCCUUACAUCAGCACACUGGUCGACGGCUGUGCAUUAAAGAAGGGCUAUGAGAAGACCAUCCUCGAGAUCAACACCCCUAAAGUGGAGCAAGUUCCAUUCGUUGAUGUCAUGUUCAACGAUUUUGGCGACGCGACGCAAAAGUUUGGUUUUGAAAUCGGGCCGGUGUGCUUCAUGGGUUGACGUGUCUCUGAAAAAUCAAGAAAGAAAACAAUACAAAGGACGCAUUUUUAACCAUCUCCAAAAAUAAAGGUUUUUUUUUUUUAAGGAAAAAAGAAAAAAGAAAAAAAGAACAGCAACCUUACAACCUCAGCGUGCCUCUCUCGUCACAUGCAGGUUUUGGAAAACUGGACAAAUGGGACUCUUCAUCUGCCAUCAUUGAAUUCCACUUCUCUCUGGCAUUAACAUGUUGCCACGGUUGCAAGUCCAGUCACAUGACCCAAAAAAAAAAAAAA
This is a messenger RNA of Polypterus senegalus (gray bichir), 6614 nucleotides long. Its product is annotated as collagen alpha-1(XI) chain-like. Bases 292 to 6342 code for a protein of 2016 amino acids. The transcript is spliced from 66 exons. The record is from RefSeq and is a predicted model, not a curated record. Lineage: Eukaryota; Metazoa; Chordata; Cladistia; Polypteriformes; Polypteridae. Gene Ontology annotation, molecular function: extracellular matrix structural constituent.